AUGGAUCAAAGAAAAAUCAUCUGUCUGCAUGGAAGCAGUAACAUCAAUUGGAUUCGAGAACUUACAAAGAAAAUGAAAGCAAUCACUAAUGCCGGUGUUCAAGUAGAGUUGAUAUAUGUUGGAUGCAAAGACAUGGAGAUUACCAAAGAUAUUUUAUCAACCAUAAUCUCAGAAAACCUGAGUAACUAUCUUCCUCUCUUGAAGAUAUACUUCUUCUGGACACGAUUAGAGUGCAUGAAACGUUCAAAACUCUGUCUUGGAUAUGAAACUGAAGAUGAUACUUUCUUGAAUGAACUCAGCUCUUUGUUGAGCACUAGUUCAGCAGAUAAAGGCUGGUUACUUGUUGGUGCAGCAAAAUCGAAGGACAUCCUUAGAUUAACUGGAAACCAAUGCCUUGAGCUUUUAUCGCUCUUUGAUGUUUGGGGGGAGUAUGCUAAUAAAUUUGGCAUCCUCGGCGCAAUGAGACAAGCUCUUGCCCCUCCAAUUCAAGCAGGUUGCGGUAACUUUGCCAUCAUUCCACAUGUUGAGGAGAUUACUGAUGAUGCUUGUGUCUGCAAAAAUUUGCAAUGGCUUAAUGGAGAAAUAUAUUAUGUAUCACAGCCAAAAGACACAGCUGAUCAGGGAGAGCAGCAGUCGUUGUUGUCGCCGUUGAACUCCACCGCUGUCACAAAACCGGUGACUCAGCAGCCAACCAUGGAGCUCAACAGGAAAGAGAACCAGCUCUUCUUGCAGUCCAGCAACAACCCGGUCAUGAAGCAGAUGGCUCCCCAAACAAAGACUGACCUUAUCAAGACGCCCUUAAUUUCAUCAUCAGAUGACAGCAUGGCAUUGAAGCCGGUGGCGCAGCAGCAAAAGAUGCAACUGAUCAAGGGAGAACGCCAUCUUUUCUCGUCAUCUGAUGACAGUCCAAUUCUUUACAUUGUUGAAGAUAUCUUGCACCAAGCCAACCCUUCUUUAAUAUUGACACCACAAACUCAACUGGAAUAUGUCGAUGAAACUACACAUCGUGCUGAAGUUGUUUCUAUGCUUGAAGCUUUAGCAUACACUGUUCACAGGAUGUCAAGCGAGAUCAACUAUAAAUGCGCAAUUGGUGGAGAUGGGCAUGCAACAACACUGGCCGUUUUACAAUCUCUGUCAAACUACACUUGGGAUGGCAAACUAGUUGUUGCACUUGCAGCCUUCGCAUUGAGUUAUGGCGAGUUCUGGCUCACUACUCAACUCCACACUGUGAAUCCUAUGGCCAAAUCAUUGGCACAUCUUAAACAGCUGCCAAAUAUACUGGAACACACUGAUAUACUGAAGCCAAGGUUUGAUGCCAUUAAUAAUCUUAUAAAUGCAAUGCUUGAUGUCACCAAAUGCAUUGUUGAGUUCAGAGAGCUUCCACCUGAGUACAUCCCUCAUGAUGCACCGGAGAUGGCCAUGGCCUUGGCUCAUAUCCCAACUGCUGUUUAUUGGACCAUUAGAGGGGUAGUUGCUUGCAUCGCUCAGAUUGUUGGUCUCAUUGGUCUGGGCCAUGAGUACAUGACCUCCACCACAGAGGCAUGGGAGCUCUCAAGUUUAGCCCACAAAGUUAACAACAUUCACGGCCACUUAAUUAAGCAAUUGAACACAUGCCAACAACAAAUAGGUGAGAGGAAACAUAUGGAGGCUUACCAGACGCUAGUGAGACUAUUUGAAACUAUUCAUCUUGACAACAUAAAGAUCCUCAGGGCUCUCAUGUACUCAAAGGAUGAUCUGCCUAUCAUUGACGGCAUCACCAAGAAAAGAGUCAGCGUUGACGUACUGAGGAGAAAGAUAGUCAUGCUAUUCAUCUCCGAUCUUGAUAUCUCACAUGAAGAGCUCUUUGUUUUGAUUCAAAUAUACAAUGACACACACCAAGGAAGGAUGGAGAGGCACUACGAGAUAGUAUGGCUUCCUGUCGUCGACCGCCAUGUUCCUUGGCUACAGUCAAGAGAAGAGAGCUUCAAUCGCUUGGCAUCAACAAUGCCAUGGUACUCGUUGGUGCAUCCUUCAUUGUUGGACAAGGCGGUGGUGAAGUACAUCAGGGAGAUGUGGCAUUUUUGACAAGAAGCCAAUGUUGGUGGUGUUGGAUCCACAGGGAAGUUGGUGUGCCCCAAUGCACUUCACAUGAUGUGGAUUUGGGGUAGUUUAGCCUUCCCUUUCACUAGCAACAGGGAGGAGGCUCUAUGGAAGGAAGAGAUUUGGAGGCUUGAAUUAUUAGUUGAUGAGAUUGAUCCUGCCAUACUUCAAUGGGUGACUGAAGGAAGGCAUGUAUGUCUGUACGGAGGAGACAACUUAGACUGGAUAAGAAGGUUCACUACAACAAUGAGACGCGUCGCUCAAGACGCAAGGGUCCCAUUGGAGAUGGUCUACGUGGGAAGGAGUAACCCAAAAGAGAAGGUCAAGAGAGCAAUGUCAGUCAUUGCAGCUGAGAAACUGAGUGGGUAUUGGACAGACGUGGCCAUGAUAUGGUUCUUUUGGGUCCGUUUGGAGAGCAUGUGGCACUCCAAGAUGCAACAUGGUCGCACAGUUGAGGAUGAUCCAAUAAUGCAAGAAGUGAUGCAGAUUCUGAGCUUCGACGGCAGUGAAGAAGGCUGGGCGGUCAUCAGCCGGGGCUCAGUCGAGGUCUUAAAGUCACAGGGAAAGAAGCUGCUGGAUUGUCUGAUGGAGUAUGAUACUUGGAAAGGCACUGUGGAGCUGGAGGGGUUCAUUCCGGCGCUGGGGAAAGCACUGCUGCCUUAUCAGACUCAUGAGCACUGCACCAGGCUUAUACUUCCCGGUGAGACUGGCAAGUUUGGAGAGAAGAUUGUGUGCGCUGAAUGUAAGAAACCCAUGGAGAAGUAUGUGCUUUAUCGCUGCUGCACUGACUGAAUGGUACGCUAAUGGUGGUGUUCUUGUGUGCUGCUUCUGCUCCUUGUGUUGCUUUGAUUUCCUGUUUUUCUUUUUUGUUUUAAAAGGUGAUGCUUUCUCUGAUAAUAAGCUACUUCAUUAUUGUGUUUGUUUGAAGAAAUAAAUAAAUCAUAUUUUGUUGAAA
Dioscorea cayenensis subsp. rotundata (Guinea yam) is the source of this 3034-nucleotide messenger RNA. Its product is annotated as protein SIEVE ELEMENT OCCLUSION B-like. Gene Ontology annotation, biological process: phloem development. The record is from RefSeq and is a predicted model, not a curated record. Bases 1 to 2064 code for a protein of 687 amino acids. NCBI's taxonomy places the organism in Eukaryota, Viridiplantae, Streptophyta, Magnoliopsida, Dioscoreales, Dioscoreaceae. The transcript is spliced from 8 exons.